UCGGUUUAAAGUCUACCUUUCAAGUCAACAGCAGACAUUCAUUCCCAUUACUUGGAAACACAAUCCAGAGAACAACUAAAGAAAUAUGGGGGAUGAAGUAGAUUCUACAUCUGCAACGGGUUUCAUUUUGGGUGAUGAAUUUGCUCUUGAGAAUUAUUAUAUUGGUUUUGGUUUAAUGGAGGAUCAAGACGAUCACGUCCCAUUUCCCUUGUUGACUAAUCAAGAGCCUCAUCAGCCAUUGACGUCUCUCGAUCGAGAAUGCAAUAACAACGGCGCCGCCCUUCAUGGCUCUAGUGAUCGCUGCUCCGCCGUCUCGGGGCCUCUCAGUUUCACCACUACUCACGGCCCUGACCUCGACGACCAGCAGUUGACUCUCCCUGGCAUCGCCGAAAUCGCAAUUACUCAGCACCACCAGCAACAUGGCCAGCAGAAGAUGGAGAACUCAGCGAAACAUCAAUUGAGUUGUGGCACUCAUUCUUCAUCGUUAGACAGUGAUGGCUAUGAUACCGCGUCGUCGGAGAGUGUCUGGGAUGAGAUGCUGCAACAAUCGAAAUUGAAAAUUGAUCACCAAAUUAGUAUUCAAGCACCAGAACUUGGGAUGGAGUUUUCUUCCGAGGAGGAUGCAUACAAGUUCUACAAAGACUAUGCUAAGGCAACUGGUUUCUCUGUGAGGAAAGGGAAGUAUCAAUGGUCGUCAAAUGGAACAGCUAGGAAACGAACCUUUCUAUGUUCGAACGAGGGGUUCCGGUUGAGCAAAACUAGUAGCAGUGCACUAAGGUAUAGAAGGAAAGAAACGAGAACUGGAUGCGGAGCCAUGGUUCAAAUCACAAACGAAACUGAGAAAUGGAUGAUCUCCCGCUUAGUUCUCAAACACAAUCAUAGCCUUGUCGAAGGUUCAUACACUCGCAACCGGCAGGCCUUGGAAGAUCAUUGGACAAAGCGCACAAUGGGGAAAACCCGAAUGGCACAAAAGGCAGGGGAUGCAAUUUGUGCAAAAGUUCGCAAUGCAGAUUUUAGUAGCCACUUGAGUUAUCUGAACCAAUGUAAUCUAAACCCUGAAGAUAUCCAGGGUUUAAUCAACUACUUCAAGCAACAGCAGCUCGAGGAUCCUUCCUUCUUCUACACAUUGCAAGUCGAUGCAAAAAGCAGCCUCAUCAGUUUCAUUUGGAGGGAUGGCAGAUCAAAAACAGACUAUCAGCACUUUGGGGAUGUCGUAGUUCUGGAUACCACAUUUCGAGUCGGGUCAGAAGGUAUGAUUUGUGCACCACUUUUAGGGCUUAACCAUCAUCGGCAGUAUGUCUUGUUGGGCUGUGCUUUGCUGCUUGAUGAAAGCUUAGAUUCUUUUAUGUGGUUGUUUGGGACUUUAAUGGCAGCAAUGGAUGGUCUUCAACCAAAGACAAUUUUAACUAAUGAGUGUCAAGCAAUGGCUGAUGCAAUAAAGGAAGUGUUACCUGAUACACAACAUCAUCUUGGCAUGUGGUACAUUCAACAAACUAUUGAGGAAUAUCUUCCUGAACCUCAUCACCAGUCUGCAUUCAGAAACCUUCUCGAUAAAUGCAUCUUCGAUUGCCAGUCCGAGGAAGAAUUUGAUAUGUUGUGGAAUUCUCUAGUGGAUCAAUACAAGCUGCAUGAAAACGAACGCCUCAAGACCCUAUACAUGUUGAGGAAGAAAUGGUCUCCUGUCUUCGCCAGAAGUACUUUCUUUGCCGGCAUACAAUCAGCAGAUGGUUGCAAGGCCAUUAGAACCAUUUUCCAGAGCUUGAUGAAAGAAAACAUGACUCUGCUGAAGUUUGCUCAUCGAUAUCAAACAGUAGCAAAGGAACAACGUACAAAAGAAAUCGAUGAUGACUUAUGCUGCAAGAAAAUGUCUCCAUUGAUGAUUCUAAAAGGCAGCACCUUGGAGAAACAAGCUGCAGAUGUCUAUACUUAUACCAUUUUCAAACUGUUCCAAGAUGAGUUACGCGGAUGCCUAUCUGUGGCAAUCAAGGACAUGGGGAAAACUGGCACCGUUGCUUCAUUCAAGCUGAAAGAGGAAGGUCAAAAGGACAACAUUGUCAAGUUUUGUGAUUCUUCGAAUCAAAUCACUUGCAGUUGCAAAAAAUACGAAUCUAUGGGCAUCUUAUGUGUUCAUAUUCUUAAGGUAUUGAACGCCAAAAAUGUCUUCAAGUUACCUUCUCAGUACAUAUUGAAGCGAUGGACCAAAUCUGCCACAGAUGGGAAUGUUUUGAAUCAUCAAAAGUCACUGAAAGUGAAGAAACUAAUGCAAAAAGCUCUACAUGUCAUUACCAAAAGCCUUGCUUCUGAAGAUAGCUAUAAGAUAGUUGAGGAUUCUCUGGACAUAGUAUUGGGAAAGGUCGAAAAUGUUUUGAAAACCAAACAUGAUGGACACCGGGAUAAAGCAAAAGAUGUUGAAAUUCUUAACGCUUGUAAUGAAGGUUUGGAAACUCAAACUGUGCUGUCUGCUCCACCGUUUCAAAAAGAAGAAGCAGAACAUAGAAUAAGAAGUAAAUCAAAGAGAAAGCUCGAAGAUGAUGUGAGUGAGAUAAGCUGCAAAUCUAUGGAUGAUUGUGUUCUCCAUAGUUACCCUCCUAGAAAAGCAACUAAAGGAGCAAAUAAUGAAGGAGCAAGGGCAGUAUCUAGCCACUCGUAUUUUGCAGGGGAUUUUUUGCAACAACCUGCCUGCAUUUCACCCCGACCUCCAUUGCCUUCACCGUCAACUGUCCACCAGUUCAAAGGUUUUAGCAAGCCUAUGGGUAAUUUUCAGGAAAGAAAGAAGCAAGCACAGGAUGUACCAGUGAGUAGAAGAGAAAUGGAGACAAUGGAAAUGACAAUAAUGGCAAGGAUGAAAGAGAUGCAGGAGGGGAUCUUAAGGGCUAUAAAUGAGACUGUGAAGUCUUAAUCAUGACCAUGAAUAACAACCGAGUAUAGAGAAUCAAUUAUAUUUAUACAAGUCUCUUUACUUAUUCUGAAAGACUGAAACAAUUAAAUGAGAUGAAUCCAUGUUUACUUUUCAUUUUA
This is a messenger RNA of Gossypium raimondii (Peruvian cotton), 3018 nucleotides long. RefSeq names its product protein FAR1-RELATED SEQUENCE 7. Bases 86 to 2899 code for a protein of 937 amino acids. The record is from RefSeq and is a predicted model, not a curated record. Gene Ontology annotation, molecular function: zinc ion binding. Gene Ontology annotation, biological process: regulation of DNA-templated transcription. The transcript is spliced from 5 exons. Lineage: Eukaryota; Viridiplantae; Streptophyta; Magnoliopsida; Malvales; Malvaceae.